Molecule: messenger RNA, 528 nt
Organism: Mucor mucedo
Lineage: Eukaryota; Fungi; Mucoromycota; Mucoromycetes; Mucorales; Mucoraceae
Exons: 5
Coding region: 1-528 (175 amino acids)
Source: RefSeq, a predicted model, not a curated record
AUGUGUGAACUUAUACUGUCAAUAAGCUCUGAUUAUAUAAGUGGAAUUAUGGUUUUGCAGGACCCUACAGAUAAUUUAUCGUCAACUUCCAUUGUUUGCUUGUCUACGAAUAUGCAGAUUUGGGAGCAAUACAAUGAUCCAAUAUCUCGGUUUAACAAGAAUUGUACUAGGAAGCUAUCCAUAUUAGUCUUCACACCUACUUCUGAAAUAGCCCUGAUACCAGAAAUGCUGAAUUUCUUGGAUAAUGGUACCGAAAAGGAUAUAACUAAAAGUAUCUCUUGCUACUAUAAUGUUUCAUACCACUGUUGGUUGCUCUUCUACUCUAAAUAUCAGUAUUCGUUUUAUGUCUCGAGUUCCAAACAAUUAUUCCGCGAGCUGUAUGCAGCAAAUACUAGGUCAUUGACCUUGUCCGAUCUAGGCCCUGUUUUAAGUCUUCUGUUUCACAUGUCACAGUCAAACACCACUACUGUAUCCCGUCUAGUGUCUCUGUUCCGAAUAAUGUAUCUCCGGUAUCCCUUGUACUUGUAA